Molecule: messenger RNA, 1531 nt
Organism: Hipposideros armiger (great roundleaf bat)
Lineage: Eukaryota; Metazoa; Chordata; Mammalia; Chiroptera; Hipposideridae
Gene: EPSTI1
Product: epithelial stromal interaction 1
Exons: 11
Coding region: 104-1018 (304 amino acids)
Source: RefSeq, a predicted model, not a curated record
GUUAAAACCUCUGCCCCGGCUCUUGGGAGUCGCAGGCUCGCUAAGUGUUCCAACCCCCAUCCCUCCCGCAGCGGCGGCGACCAGGUCCCACGGGCUCUGAACCAUGUACACCCGCAGUAAGGUGGUGGGCUCCAGGCUCGGCGCCUCCUCCGCCUCCCAGCCGACCCAGGACCCCACUGGGCAGCGCCCCGAGCAGGACCCGCUGCAAAGCCCCAGGCAGGGUGUUGAGGCGGACCCCGAGCGCCCUUCGCUGGAGAGCCCGGAGCGCGCGGGCCCGAGAUUCACAGGCGCUUACACCUUGAUAACACCAGAUAAAAACAGAAGAGAUCAGAUACAAAGGAUUGCUGAGGAAGAGCUGGAGAGCCUGAGGAGAUGGAGGGAGCAGCGCAGAGCGCAGCCAGUGCACCUGGUACCCAGGCAGCUAGGUGGGAGCCAAUCAGAGGCUCAAGUCAGGCAGAAACAGCAACUGCAACUGAUGCAAUCUAAAUACCAGCAAAAGCUAAAAAGGGAAGAAGCUAUAAGAAUCAAGAAGGCGGCCGAAGAAGCUGAAAUCCAAAAAAUGAAGGCAAUUCAGAGAGAGAAGAGCAAUAAACUCGAGGAGAAAAAAAGACUUCAAGAAAACCUCAGAAGAGAAGCAUUUAGAGAGCAUCAGCAAUACAAAACUGCCGAGUUCCUAAGCAGACUGGAGACAGACUGGCCAAACAGAAGUACCUGUCAAAUUCCUCUCCGUGGCCCACACUCGUCGACUUGGGCCAGAAGCCAGGCUUAUAAGGAUUCUCUAAAGGAAGAAGAAAAUCGAAAAUUGCAAAAGAUGAAGGAAGAACAACAUCAGAAGAGUGAGUUACUGGAAUUUAAGCGACAGCAACAGGAGGAAGAAAGAACCAAAACCCAACAGGCAGAACGCAGGAGGGUAAAUAAUGCUUUUCUGGACCGACUCCAAGGCAGAAGUCAACCAGGUGGCCUGGAGCACUUUGGAGGCGAUUGGAAUAUGAAUAGUGGGAGCAGCUGGGAUAUGUGAGAAAUAUUGACUGACAUCUGGCCUUUGUCAAUUGACAUUGAAAACGUUCAUGAGAUGCUUUUCUUCCAGUGCGAUUUUGUGCAUCCUUACCACCCUGACCUUGACUUCAGCUGCCCACCCACUCAGCUGAGCAGCUGGGCAACAGGUUUCUUCUCCCUGCUGUUGUUCAUGCAAGUUUGCAGGAGCUGAUCACUGAACUUAUAUUUAAUCUCUACUGCCAGGGAAAUGUUACAGGAUCUUUCUAAUUAGUUUUGCUUCUUUUAUUGGAAGUAUAAUUACAGCAAUGUUAGUAAGAUAGAAAAUGGGGAAUCAUUUGAUGCUUCCCUGUUAGUGAGAGCUGUGAUGCUGCUUGCUUGUCUCUCUAAGCGGCUAAUUCUCAGAUCAGGUCUGGGGAAGUUUCAACAUCUUUUUAGAUUGUUAAUCCCUUUCUUAAUCCCGUGUACAAACGUGAGCCAAAGAAAAAAAAUUAAAUCUUUUGUACUCUUUUAAACACAUUUAUAAAUAAAUGUUGAA